AUGAUGGCUCGCCGAGUUGAGGAGGAUCUCCAAUGUCCGUCCUGUUUGGACAUCUUUAAGGAUCCCGUCUUACUGCCGUGUAGUCACAGCAUCUGUCGUACAUGUGUGGAGAAAUGGUGGGAGGAUAAAGACAGUCGGACGUGCCCAGUCUGUAGGACGGAGUGCAGAUCGAUGGAGCUCCCUUCGAACUUGGCUCUGAGGAACGUGUGCAUGGCCUUUUCACAAAUCUCAACGGAGUCAGAGGACAUCUGCCGCUCGCACAAGGAGAAACUCAAACUCUUCUGUUUGGACGACCAGGAGCUUGUGUGCCUCAUCUGCAGAGAUUCGGAAAUCCACACCAACCACAAGUUCCGCCCCAUUGAUGAAGUUGCCAAACAUGAGAAAAAGAAACUCCAAGAAGUCCUGCAGGAUGCAAAGAACAGACUGAAAGAUUUUAAUGAGAUAAGGGACAACUGCAAUGAAUUAUCCGACUACAACAAGGUCCAGAGGGACAAGGUGGAAAGCAAGAUUAAGAAGGAUUUCGAGGAGCUUCGGCACUUCCUGCAGGUUGAGGAGGAGGCCAGGUUGUCUGCUGUGAAGGAGGAAGAGAAGAAGAAGACUCAGAUGAUGGAGACGAAAAUUAAGGCUCUCAGUACAGACAUGGCCACUCUCUCAGACAUAAUCAGAACCGCAGAGGAGCAGCUGAUGUCUGACGACCUUUCCCUCGUGAAGAACUUCCAGACUUUGAUGACCAGAAUGCAGAACCUGCCCGACAAGCCCGAGCAGCUCCCAAGGGGAUUUCUCCUGGAAGAAGCCAAACACGUGGACAGUCGCCCGUGCCCAGUCUGUAGAACGGAGUGCAGAUCGAUGGAGCUCCCUUCGAACUUGGCUCUGAGGAACAUGUGCCAGGCCUUUUCACAAAUCUCAACGAAGUCGGAGGACAUCUGCCGCUCGCAUAAGGAGAAACUCAAACUCUUCUGUUUGGACGACCAAGAGCUUGUGUGCCUCAUCUGCAGAGAUUCCGAAAUCCACACCAACCACCAGUUCCGCCCCAUUGAUGAAGUUGCAAAAGAUAAGAAAAAGAAACUCCAAGAAGUCCUGCAGGAUGCAAAGAAUAGACUGAAAGAUUUUAAUGAGAUAAGGGACAACUGCAAUGAACAAACCAUGUACAUCAGGGUCCAGAGGGUGAAGGUGGAAAGCAAGAUUAAGAAGGAUUUCGAGGAGCUUCGGCACUUCCUGCAGGUUGAGGAGGAGGCCAGGUUGUCUGCUGUGAAGGAGGAAGAGAAGAAGAAGACUCAGAUGAUGGAGACGAAAAUUAAGGCUCUCAGCACAGACAUGGCCGCUCUCUCAGACAUAAUCAGAACCGCAGAGGAGCAGCUGAUGUCUGACGACCUUUCCCUCAUGAAGAAUUUCCAGACUUUGAUGACCAGAAUACAGAAGCUGCCCGACAAGCCCGAGCAGCUCCCAAGGGGAUUUCUCCUGGAAGAAGCCAAACACGUGGGCAACCUCAAGUACUACGUGUGGGAAAAAAUGAAGGAAAUGGUCCCCUACAGUCCCGUCAUUCUGGACCCCAACACAGCCCAUCCAGACCUCAGUCUGUCUGAAGACCUGACCACUGUGAGAUUUGGAAUAGACCAGCCGCACCCAAAGAAUUCUGAACAGUUCAAGUGGAAGGGUGUGCUCGGUUCUGCUUUGGCUUUGGGAACACACGUGUGGGAUGUUGAGGUGAGUGACAACACAAACUGGACAGUGGGGAUGUUGUUGGGGGAUCCUUGGCUGACAAAGACCGUGAAAGCAUGGAUUUUCACGCGUCGUCAAAUAAAAUACAAAAUGUUUGUACAAGACGUCUCUCGCACCGCGCAGUUGCAAUCAGGGGGCCAUGAGCUGAAACACAUCACAGACUGGACAUUGGUGGAUUGGUGGGGGGGUCCUUUUCUGCCAGAACCCAUGGAAGCAAGGGUUUUGCCACGGGUAAAUGUUGAGAGAACAAUCACAAACAGGAGAGACCAACCUGUGCAUCACGGAUUUUUUCGAGAGAAACUGCAGAGGAUCCGAGUUCAAGCGAACACCAAAGACGGAUCGGUUACAUUUUUCAACGGUGAUAACAAAAUGAAGUUGUACUGUUUCAACAAGCCCUAUAAUACCUCGUAUAUUAAUAACGAGAAAAUGUUUCCUUACUUUUGGACGAAUGGUAGAAAUCCUCUGAAAAUACGUCCACUUGAACUUCGUGUUAUGACUUCUUGA
This is a messenger RNA of Syngnathus typhle (broad-nosed pipefish), 2223 nucleotides long. Its product is annotated as E3 ubiquitin/ISG15 ligase TRIM25-like. The coding region runs from base 1 to 2223 and encodes 740 amino acids. Gene Ontology annotation, molecular function: ubiquitin-protein transferase activity; zinc ion binding. The transcript is spliced from 2 exons. Gene Ontology annotation, biological process: protein ubiquitination. NCBI's taxonomy places the organism in Eukaryota, Metazoa, Chordata, Actinopteri, Syngnathiformes, Syngnathidae. The record is from RefSeq and is a predicted model, not a curated record.